AUGGCGUUAAGACACUUAGGCAAGAAGGGCAUUCAAGCCUCUUUUAAAAGAGGUUUUGUUCUUCCACGAGUAGCAGCAUCUACAGAGACGCAAAUUCCCUCUACUGUUUUUAACAUUUCAUCUGAAAGUGUCUCUUUUUCAUUAGCUCGGUACAUAAAUGGGUUUGGUUUUAGCUCGCUAUCAAAUCGGUCUUCUUCUCGAGAUUCUUUCCCAACCGAAACAUCCAUAAGGCAUUUUCACGCCACCCGAGGAACAUUAGCGAGAAGAAAAGAGGAUCCAGAUCGCGCGUUGAGUCACCGUGAGCGCAAGAAACAGACUGUGAGAACCAAAGGAAAGUUCUCAAAAGGAGAGAAACCGGAUAAGCCACCCGUUGAAGCUCCUUAUGUGCCUCCUAGGUUCAAAAGAUUGGCCAAAGGAUUGCCUGUGAAGACAGUCGACAUAUUCGAAGGCAUGACACUACUCGAGUUCUCCAAGCGUACUGGCGAGCCCUUGACGAUUUUGCAGAGCAUCCUCGUCAAUGUUGGCGAAACCGUAACCUCGGAAUUCGACACCUUCAGUGUCGAUGUCGCCGAGCUUCUUGCUAUGGAAAUUGGGAUGAAUGUAAGGAGGCAACAUACAACAGAAGGAUCAGAGAUCCUUCCACGGCCACCGGUUGUGACUGUAAUGGGCCACGUCGAUCAUGGAAAGACCUCGUUGCUUGACGCGCUAAGAAACACCUCUGUGGCGGCAAGAGAAGCCGGUGGAAUCACUCAGCACGUGGGAGCGUUCGUUGUUGGGAUGCCUGACUCCGGCACUUCAAUCACGUUCCUCGACACGCCUGGUCACGCUGCUUUCAGCGAGAUGCGUGCACGUGGAGCCGCUGUGACUGAUAUAGUCGUCUUGGUGGUUGCUGCUGACGAUGGUGUAAUGCCACAGACGUUAGAGGCGAUUGCUCACGCUAGAUUGGCGAAUGUUCCGAUCGUGGUUGCGAUUAACAAGUGCGAUAAAGCUGGAGCGAAUCCGGAGAAGAUCAAGAACCAGUUAACUGCUGAGGGGAUUGAGCUUGAGGAUAUUGGAGGGAACGUUCAGGUUGUUGAAGUGUCUGCGAUUAAGAGUACUGGUUUAGACAAAUUGGAAGAAGCUCUGCUUUUACAAGCGGUGGAUAUGGAGCUUAAGGCGCGUGUGGACGGACCGGCUCAAGCGUAUGUGGUGGAGGCACGGCUUGAUAAAGGACGUGGACCGUUGGCUACGAUUAUUGUAAAGGCUGGGACUUUGGUGAGUGGUCAUCAUGUGGUGAUUGGUUCUCAGUGGGGAAGACUCAGAGCUAUUAGGGACAUGACUGGUAAGUUAACGGACAGAGCGACACCGGCGAUGCCUGUUGAGAUUGAAGGGCUUAAGGGACUUCCGAUGGCUGGUGAUGAUGUGAUUGUGGUGGAAUCAGAGGAACGAGCGAAGAUGCUGAGCGAAGGGAGGAAAAGGAAGUAUCAGAAGGAUCAGUGGUCGAAAGCAGAGGAAGCGAGGAUAUUGGAAGCAGAGAGAGCGAAGGAAGAGUCCGGCGAAGGGUUUGUUCGUGUUGAGUUGCCGAUUGUUGUGAAGUCCGACGUGCGAGGAACCGCGCAAGCUGUUGCCGAUGCGCUAAGAACGUUGAAUAGCCCACAGGUGUUUGUGAACAUUGUUUAUACCGGCGUUGGAGCAGUUUCUCAUUCUGAUUUGGACUUGGCAAAAGCUUGUGGUGCUUGCAUUGUUGGAUUCAAUGUCAAGAGUGGAAGUUCUGCUAAUCAUUCCGGUGCUCAUGCCACCGUCCAGGUGUUUCAUCACCGUGUGAUAUACCAUCUGCUGGAGGACAUUGGGAAGUUGAUAGUAGAGAAAGCGCCGGGAGUGUCGGAGAUGGAAGUGGCCGGUGAAGCAGAGGUGCUAAGCAUUUUCAAGAUCUUGGGGAAGAGGAGAACAGAGGAAGAUGGAGUGAGCAUUGCUGGUUGCAGAGUGAUGGAUGGUAAGGUGUGUAGAAGCGGAGUGAUGAGGCUGUUGCGGAGCGGUGAAGUGUUGUUCGAAGGCUCGUGCGCGUCGUUGAAACGGGAGAAGCAGGACGUGGAGCAGGUAGGGAAAGGGAAUGAGUGUGGGGUUGUGAUGGGAGAUUGGAAUGAUUUUAGAGUCGGAGAUGUGAUUCAGUGCAUGGAGGCAGUUAUUAGGAAACCUAAAUUCGUUUCCUCUGAGAGUGGAGCUGUGAGGAUUGAGUGCUAG
This is a messenger RNA of Microthlaspi erraticum, 2220 nucleotides long. The record is from the annotation of a GenBank genome assembly. Lineage: Eukaryota; Viridiplantae; Streptophyta; Magnoliopsida; Brassicales; Brassicaceae.